Messenger RNA from Rhipicephalus sanguineus (brown dog tick), 498 nucleotides. RefSeq lists its product as uncharacterized. The coding region runs from base 1 to 477 and encodes 158 amino acids. NCBI's taxonomy places the organism in Eukaryota, Metazoa, Arthropoda, Arachnida, Ixodida, Ixodidae. The record is from RefSeq and is a predicted model, not a curated record. The transcript has 3 exons.
AUGACUGUGGUGCUAUGGGAACAUCCUCAAAUUCUGCCCGUCCCGACGCACCCGGUUUACGGCGAGCUCGUAUCACUGCUCCGGGAGUUGCACAACUAUGCGUCGUUGCUCGAAAGCAGCGGCUCCGUCGGCUACUAUACGCAACGCGACUACCGAAAGCUGAUUGCCGCCGGUUUGGCAGCAUACGUGGCCAACGGCAUCACAAGACUGCCCGAGGCACAGAACUUCUUCAGGAUGGCAGCGGAGGCGACGACUGCAAUAGGGCGGCGGUCAACAUUCCGAGACUUCCGCGAGGAACAGCUCUACUUCUUGGUGACUUGUUUCAUGGAAUGUGGUAGCCCCGACCACGACGCCUCUGUGCAGAGAGCCAUCUGCAACGUGGCUUUGCCUACUGUAGCGGACUUCAGGCGAGCCUUCAAGUGUGAACCGUACCAUCGACUGGUGACCAACUUCACCUGGCCGGAACCACCGUCCUAGACGGCCCAAUAUACUUCAACG